AAUUAAAAAUGAAUAAAAAAUUCCACGUCACCCGACAACCGUCUACUUGCCAAUUUCGUCAGCAAAUUUUUUCUUCACUUUCCUCUUUUGCGUCUUCAUUAACAUACACGAAAAAAUAAAAGGGUAAACAGAAAAUAUUUAGAGCCCAUUUUUUUUCAAAUUUUUAAUUUUCUUCAAGACCCUUGUUCAUUUUUUUUUUAAGAAUCAAUUUUUUUGGUUAUUGAUUAAAGUUCUUUGGUGAUUUUAUCAAUCAAUUAAGGAAUUUCAGGCAGCGUCGAGGAAAAAUGCUGCCUCCACGCCAACAACCACGGCCUGGUGGAAUUCAGACGUCUUUAUCCUUGGUUGUCUCUCCUGAUGCCUGCGGAUCUCCUAAUCUUCAAGAACGUGGCUCAAACUCUGAUCAGGCACGUGAUUCACCAUCUGAAAGUGCUAGCUCACGCGAAACUUGGCCAACAUCUGAUGCUUUGAUGGGGAAAAAAAGGAAGGAGAAAGAGAAUGGCUAUGCUGAGCACUCUGUUGUCCGCAAUAUGUCAAACUCAGAAAAAAUAUCCCUUCGGGACAUUGCUCGAGAAAGAGUUGACCUUGUAGCUGACAGGAUGCGAAAUCUCCCGGAUGAGUAUCUAGAGAAGUUCAAACAUGAACUUCGGGUCAUUCUUGAAGGAUCAGCUGGUGCUCAGCACCGAGACGAGUUUCAAUUCCUCCAAAGGCUAGUGAAUAGUAGGGGGGAUUUGACGGAUGGACUCCUGUCUAUAACACACCGUGCCCAGCUAGAAAUUCUAGUUGCCAUCAGGACCGGAAUUCAGGCAUACUUGCAUCCUAGUGUCAGUCUCUCUCAAGCUUCUCUCAUCGACAUUUUCUUGUAUAAGAGGUGCCGAAGCAUAGCAUGUGGCAGUGUGCUUCCAGCAGAGGAAUGUAGCUGCAAGCUUUGCUCGAAGAGAAAUGGUUUCUGCAACCUUUGCAUGUGUGUGAUUUGUAACAAGUUUGAUUUUGAGGUGAAUACUUGCCGAUGGAUUGGUUGUGAUCUUUGUUCUCAUUGGACACAUACGGAAUGUGCCAUUAGCAAUGGGCAGAUUGGAAUGGGCCCUUCUGUUAAGAAUGGUGAUAGCUCAGUCGAGAUGCUCUUCAGAUGCCAUGCUUGUAGCAGGACAUCUGAGUUAUUUGGUUGGGUUAAAGAUGUGUUCCAACACUGUGGCCCAAGUUGGGAUGCGGAAGCUUUUGUUAGACAGCUCGACUUUGUCAGGAGAAUUUUCCAGAGAAGUGAAGAUGCCAGAGGCCGUAAGUUAUUUCGGAAAUGCGAGGAACUCAUUGAAAAGCUGAAAGGUGGCGUUGCUGACCCUAUGGCUUGUAAAUUAUCCCUUUUCCAAGAUCUUGAUGUGGAUCAUUCGAAGAGUCAAGACAAUGACGAUCGUGGUCCCAUAGCUCCAUUAGAGGCAUUCAACAAGAUUGCAGGUUUAGUACAGGAAGCCAUCCGAAAAAUGGAAGCUGUAGAGGCAGAAAAAAAGCGGAUGGUUAAGAAAGCACGGUUAUCUUACGAAGCAUGUGAGCAGGAGAUCAAGGAUAAAUCUCGCGAAGCGACCGUGCUGCAAAUGGAGAGGCAGAAGAAGAAGGAACAAAUUGAUGAGCUUGAAAGCAUCGUAAGGCUUAAACAGGCUGAGGCUGAUAUGUUUGACAAAAAGGCCAGCGAAGCUAGAUGCGAAGCUGAGAGACUGCAACGAAUUGCGCUGGCCAAGACAGACAAGUCGUCGGAAGAGGACUACCUUAAGAGGUAUCUGAAACAGCGGUUAAACGAGGCCGAGGCAGAGAAGAACUACAUGAUUGAGAGAAUGCAGCUUCAAGGAAGUUCACGAGCGUCGCAGAGCAGCGCCGGAGGAAGCGACUCUCCACAGAUUAUGUACAGCAAAAUCCAAGAUUUGAUUAAGAAUCUGUAGAUUGUUGUUUUCAAAGGGGGGUGGAGGUGGGGUGGGGGGUGAUCAAAUGCCAUGAACUACAUUGGCUUGAAUUUUACUAGGCUUUCUGGAUUUAUGAAUUGGUUUUGAACUUAUGGUCUUUGAUAAUUUUUCUUCUA
This is a messenger RNA of Capsicum annuum, 2065 nucleotides long. RefSeq names its product OBERON-like protein. The transcript is spliced from 3 exons. The record is from RefSeq and is a predicted model, not a curated record. Gene Ontology annotation, cellular component: nucleus. NCBI's taxonomy places the organism in Eukaryota, Viridiplantae, Streptophyta, Magnoliopsida, Solanales, Solanaceae. Bases 285 to 1928 code for a protein of 547 amino acids.